Pelobates fuscus (common spadefoot toad) is the source of this 1997-nucleotide messenger RNA. RefSeq names its product ephrin-A2-like. The transcript has 6 exons. Gene Ontology annotation, molecular function: ephrin receptor binding. Lineage: Eukaryota; Metazoa; Chordata; Amphibia; Anura; Pelobatidae. Bases 36 to 686 code for a protein of 216 amino acids. The record is from RefSeq and is a predicted model, not a curated record. Gene Ontology annotation, cellular component: plasma membrane. Gene Ontology annotation, biological process: axon guidance; ephrin receptor signaling pathway.
UCUCCUCCCAGAGCUGGGAGCAGCACAGCACAGACAUGAAGGCUGAGGGUCUGCUUCGGAGCCUGCUGUGUGUAUGCACGGUGCUGGAACAAGCCAGGAGGGUGUAUGGUGUCAAACAUGCGGUGCACUGGAACAACUCCAACCCCAGGUUCCUAAAGGACGACUAUACAGUGACAGCGGAGAUGAACGAUUACCUAGAUAUAUACUGCCCACAUUAUGACUCCCGGCACCCAGUGGAGCUCACGGAGUCCUUUGUCCUUUACAUGGUGAAUCGGGAAGGGUAUGAAGGAUGUUACGAGACCCAAGGAGCCUUUAAACGCUGGGAGUGUAACCGGCCAUACGCUCCUUUUGGGCCCAUAAAGUUCUCUGAGAAGAUCCAGAAGUUUACUCCGUUUUCCCUGGGGUUUGAGUUCCGACCUGGCCAAGAAUAUUAUUAUAUCUCUAUACCAAAUGCAGAUAGUGUCGGUGAAUGCCUAAAACUGCGUUUAUCAGUCUGCUGCCGACCUACCACAGUGAAACCUGUAACCGAAGUGCCAAAAUCUCAGCCUCGAGGAGGGGCACCUGGCCCUGGAGGUGGGGACCGGACAGGGGGAGAUCCCAGGAAACCCCCUGGAAGUUCCUCCUAUACAAUUCAUGUCUCAUCACUCCUGCUAACGCUCUGCCUCGUCCUUCUCCUCUGGCCAUGACACGUUCUGCUCUGCAACGCUUGCCUCUGAAUUAUUCUGUCUGUUGCACAUACUUUGUUAUUAUUAUUUUUUUAAUCUAAAAGGAUUUUUUUUUUUUCCCCAUAGCAAUUUUUUAAAAUAUAUAUAUUUUUAAGAGGUGGAGAAUAUAAUAAACUUUGUAGCACUUUAUCUGGCCGAAGAAAGCACAGAAUUAUGGGUAAUUGUUCCUUGAGAGACCCAUUACUGCAUAUUAAAACACAGAUUUGGCACCGGGCUGCCCACUUUGGUUCUCUGCCAUGAUGCGGACUUCCAGAACGUGUUUGUUGGAUUAUAACUCUAUUUGUUGUAUGGCUCUGUUGUAUGGAGCUCUGGAGAUCCUUGCUCAUGGCUUUCUGGACUGGAACAGACCCACAGCCAUUAUAAAUAAUCCCUGGCCUCCCUCCAUUGCCAUCCAAAUUCCUUGUACACCAGGAACAGAGUCCAACUUGCGUGAUAUUCAGACACAGGAGAUUUGCACAGAGUUGGAGGCCGAGUAUUGUGUUGUUGAAUCGAUGCAUAGAAGGCAGUUUGCACAGAGACACGGAUUGUCUUCCACUAACGCUAACCAAAGAUGUGGACUUCCUUUUUAUUUUUCAACAAACUUUCCAUUCCAGUCUGAGAUUUGACCUUUCUAGAUGUUAUUGCAACUCCUUGCACUGCCUGCUGCUAGAUGUGGUGGCAGAAGUGGGAUCCGCACAGUGUCAACAGUUUGUGGAGAUUGGACACUAGUCUUUUACAUCCUACAAGGGGAAAGGACAUGUUUUGUCUGCAUUCAUUCAAAGUCGAGGAUAUCACAUGCUUUAGAGACAUGGGGAGAUAUGGCACACCUUGACUAUGCCAUCAUUGUUUUUCAUUAAUCUAUUUUCAUUUCGCAUAAUCACUAGCUUUGUGAACUCACACGCCCAUCAUUAUUUCAGACAAGCUAUUUCGUCCAUCUCUUCUGCUUACUAGAAGUGUGUACUUCCUAUGAGAUUCUGCGGGCGAUGCUUUCCUCCCAUUUGUGAGCGGAAUGUUUGGUGUACAAUCAUUAUUUUAGCCACGGAGGGUCACUGGAAACAUGGCCUUCCCCUCACUUUGCCCACUGGCAGCUGUACAGAAUAGGGCCUCAUAUUGUUGCCUUGAUGUGAUGAAAGUGCCGGGUUUCUUCUUCCAGAAGAACUGCGUUCUAUCUUCUAUGAAGAUGCCGUGUUGCAGUAUUCAUUGUGUUUACAGACUUUUUUUUUUUUUAUGAAUUAUAUAAAGAUAUUUUUUGUUAGAAACUGAGCCAAAAAUAAAAUAUUGUUUUGCUGGAAA